Bradysia coprophila is the source of this 4179-nucleotide messenger RNA. RefSeq names its product leukocyte receptor cluster member 8 homolog. The record is from RefSeq and is a predicted model, not a curated record. Gene Ontology annotation, cellular component: nucleus. NCBI's taxonomy places the organism in Eukaryota, Metazoa, Arthropoda, Insecta, Diptera, Sciaridae.
UAAUUUCAUUCUGUCGCAAAACUCGUUGUAGUAAUCACGUAAAAAAAAUCUGUCGAUGAAAAAUCUUGAUAAUUUGUAAAUAAUCUUCAAUUUUCUGAGUUUAUUGUAUAAUUUAAUGAUAAUUAAAGGUGUUGACUUCAUCAAUUAUAAGUAAUUGAAGAUAAAGCGAAAGGUAAGUUUUUUGUAUAAAAUUGCGAUGAGUGACGCAGCCUCGUCGAACAAUCAACUGGGAUCAAUCGGAACGGACAAUCAGUCGUCAUUGCCGUGGAUAUAUAACAAUUUUCCAAAUAGCACCAGCGACAUAAACUCAUUUAAUAAUAUGGCCGGAACAGCUGCAUUCAACACCAAUUUCAAUUAUGCCCAACAAUACGCGAACGCCUAUUACAAUCAUAUGCAUCAGUAUGCAAGCAGUCAACAGAAACAGCCACCAUUGCCAAACACACCGCCAGGAUUCGGUAACAAUUCGAUGAACGAAGCUCCUCCGUUGCCACCGCAUCCGCCGAGCAUAACAACGUCUACGUCGUCGUCGCCCGGUAGUUUGAUAGCGCGUCCACCGUUUUUUAAUCCAUUCGCGGCUAAACAGCCCAUUCGGUUCAAUUUAAAUAACAAAAAUAAACUGCAGCACAACAAUCCGUUGAAUUUAAACUCGUCGCCUGCGCAACAGCAGCAGCAACAACAACAACAACAACAGGAUCAGCAAUCACAACAACAGCAACACUACCUUUCGAAUAAUGCCAAGAAAAAGCGGAAGCGUAACAAGAACAAAGCCAAUCAAGCGAACAACAACAGCGGCAUCAAUAACAAUUCCAAUACCAUACCGAAUUACCUUGAUAUGAGCAUCCCUCCGCCCAUCCUACUCACAAAUCCAAUCACAAGUCCCGACUUAACCAAACCUCCACCAACACUUUCCACACAUUUUAUAGGUCUACCUGCUCAGAGUCCGGAUAUUGCACCCGCAGCACAAUCAUCUCAAUCCACUUCAGCUAAAAAACCCGAUCCAUUCAAUCAUCCGACCGAUGCCUUCCCGGAAAGUUUGAAUGUUUAUGUGGCGCGUUGUUAUGCAAAAUGUAAAACCGAUUUCGAUAAAGAUCAAAUUGACAUCUGUUUGAAAGGUCGUAUAACGGCCGCAGCGAACCGUGGCGAACUCUGGACGAAAGAUUGGGAUUCGGAACCGAUACCGAGUGUACACAGCGAACGAAACAAUGUGUUGGUGCCGAAGCCACCCGUUGUCGGAAUGCUAGCACAGUAUCAGAAGAAGAAAGGUCUUUCGCAAACUUUAGGCGCUCGUCUCGGCGGUCGAUCGUCGAAAAUUAAUCGCGAUAUGAGUAGUCGGUCCCAAUCGCGGUCACCACCAUCACGCAAACGUUCGAGUCGCUCACAUAGCAGUGAUUCAGAUAGUCCGCCUAGGAAAAGUCGUCGCAGCUCCAAUUCGAGUAGUGAUGACAAUUACAAAAGUCUUAGGAUCAAAACGCCAAACAAAUUUACUGAUCGAAUGGGUGUGGCGGGGCUUAACAAGAAGCAAAAGAAGAAGAAAAACAAGAAAGGUCCAUUCGUUGUGGGUGGCGAGGUUGACGGUGAUAGUGAACGGUUACAGCAACGUGCUGCUCGUUUCAAGGAAUCAGCGAAACGACCGAAUUCGGUUGUGACCGCUGCCAAUAUGGGCAAACGGAAGAAAUUCAACCCAGUGCCGCAACAUAGAUUAUUCGUCGAUGAUGCCGAUGCCGGUUUUGAUCUGAUUGAUUUCCACAUUGUCGGCACAUGUAGGGAUAUGGAAAAGUCGUUUUUGCGUUUGACUAAGGCUCCGCUACCAUCAGAAGUUCGGCCGGCAGAUGUGUUGGUGUUUUCAUUGGCUAACGUUAUGAAACGGUGGAAAGAGAAGCCGGACUACUUCUAUGCGUGCGAUCAAUUAAAGUCGAUUCGCCAAGAUUUGACGGUUCAGGGUAUCAGGGAUUUAUUCACAGUUAAAGUUUACGAAACGCAUGCGCGAAUCGCUAUGGAAAAGGGAGACCACGAAGAGUUCAAUCAGUGCCAGACUCAAUUGAUAAUGCUCUACGCUGAUGUGGGAGGGGAAAAUAGACAGGAAUUUAUCGCUUAUCGUAUCCUGUACUAUAUCUUCACUAAAAAUACUCUUGAUUUAACAACAAUAAUGAAAGAACUCGAUGAGGCUGACCGUGACAAUAAUGCCGUUGCUUUUGCGUUGCAGUUACGUUCGGCAUGGGCGUUGGCCAAUUACAGUAGAUUUUUCAAAUUGUAUAAAACUGCACCGCUGAUGGCUGGCGCAUUGAUCGAUUGGUUUAUUGAUCGCGAACGUAAAGCAGCACUCAAGACGAUAAUCAAGGGCUACCGACCGAGCUAUCCGGUGGACCUGCUGUGUAAAACAUUGGCAUUCGAAUCGACGGCGCAAUGUGAUGAAUGGAUGGUGCCAUUCAAUUUAACGUUUUCGAGUCCACAAAAAACGGUCAUCGAUUGUAAGAAUUCGGUGUCGGCAUUGGUCAACUUUUAAAUGUAUGCCGGAAUAGGGAUACCUGGGGAAUGAUCAAGUAGAAAAGUUUAGUUUUUUUGUUUCAUGAAUCUGAGCAAGACAAUGAGAGAAAGACUCAAGUGCUAAAAGUGGAAAAAUUGCUAGAGACAAUUUUGUUAGAGAAAAUAAUGACUCUGUGAUGUGUGUGUAGUGUAUGCGGCUAGGGAUUGUAGAGAUCUCGUUUAAUUUCUUACUUUUUUUACAUUUUUUUUUGUUCAUCUCCUUUAUUGAGUCGACAAUAGUUCAUACACUGUUCACACACAUGCCCAUACGAAUAUCGACGACACGACUACUGCGCGUCUUUUGUAAAUACCGAAGUAUCGAAUUAAAACCGCACCGGAUCACAUCAAUUUAUGCGAUCGGUUCAUGGGAUUGGACAGGAGAAGAAAUCCAGCCGAUUCCGAAAAUCGGACAUCGUUACGACUAUGGUGCAAAACACACCGUUAGGGGAACCGUCACUGACAUCAAAACGUUGACAAUUGACUUGUCGAUGCACAUGAUCAUGGAGAGUCCUCAGAUCGAAGAAAUGAACAAAAUCGCUACGACGACUGGCUUACUGUCCGUAUGUACGGAAAACGAAUCACAAAGAGUAUCCAAUAGAGAAAGAAACGGAUCAAGGAGCCAUGUUUCAACGAAUUGUUUUUUUUUGGUUGUUGUUGCUGCCGCUGUUGUAUUAAGUGUUUAUUGGCAAUGGAUGGACAUUCAAGACGAACUUUCAUGUGUGAACAAUUAGGAUGUGUGCUGAGCUGCAAUAUAUUCAUGAUUUACAUCACAUUGACGAGUUUGUUAAAUAUCGUUGUCGGGUAGUAUGUGGCCAAGUGAUUGAGAGGGAGAGAGAGAGAGAGAGAGAAACGAUUAAAAAUAAUAAUUGGCAAAUGAUGAUCGGCAUGAAUGUUUCGAAUUAAUCGGAUUUUAUUUUAUCGUCAAAACGAAUUCUUUUACGUUUUCUAUCAUUCUUUGUUAGUUCAAAAAAAAAAAUUUGUCUCCUUUAAUUUCUGAUUUUUAUUUUUAAUUUGAUCUAAAAACUAACUGCGAUCAGAUAAAAUGAUAAAUUAAAACUCAGUGAUUUGACGGUGUGAUAAAAAAAAUUAAAUAAUUUGCUAAACAACAAAAAGUGGUUUCCGCCGCCCCAACUAAAUUUGAAGGAAUGAAAAAAGAUAGACAUUUUUACGAUUCCGUCGAUGAUCUUCUUACAGUUCCCUCUUAAAUGUUUUAAAUAAACCAAAAAUUUAAUUCUUUUUAAAAGCUCCGAUUUUCAGGUCUAAUAAUUUUUGCAAUUAUAAGUGGGAGCGCGUUCACAACAUCGCUACCUCCUACAACAAGUAUAACAAAAACAACGAAAUGCUAUCGGAACAUAUCCGGUGAUCGUCGAACACAUUUUUUUUAAUUUACUUUUUUCCAUCCCAAUCCAAGUCUCCACAUUGAAAUAUGAAUCCUUGUCACAUUUCCAUUCUGAUGCCAUACGAUCGUCGAAUCCCAUGUCCAGUUGCACUUAAAAUCCUUUUAUAUAUUUAAAUGUAAAUAGUCUCACCAACAUGUUGCUAAUAUUGUGUUCAACAAUUUGAUUACGUUGGAACAUCCAGUUUGCGGAAGUUGUAAAAUAUUUAACAAGAAAAAUAUGCAAAUAAAGACAACAAAACGUUACAUAAAACUCCAAA